AUGUCUAAUACAGAAUUAUUAUCUGAUCAAGCAACACAAAAAAUUGAUGAUUUAACAUGUUCAAUUACGGAAAAUGUUAUUUUGUCAUCUGAUCAACAAGAAUCAACAUUGAUAAAUAGUGAUUCAAAUUCAUGUUCGAAAGAUAUGUCUGAUAUUGAUUCACAAGUAAAAAAAUCCAUAUCUGAAUCUGAUAUAAAACCGUCCAAAGAUAAUAAUUUUUAUUUAAUCAAAUGGAUUGAAUUUAAUUUUGAAGAAUUACCAAUACUUUUACAAAAUGUUAAUGGUCCUUGUCCUCUUCUUGCUAUUUUUAAUAUUCUUUUACUUAGAAAACGAAUUAUUAUUGAUUCAAACAGGGAUGUAAUAAGUACAGAACGAGUUGUAACAUUACUUGCUGAAUACAUUCUCGAAUAUGAUCAAUCGAAAUUAUCUGACGAAGAUCGAAUUAAUUAUGAACACAAUGUUCAAGAUGCACUUGCUGUACUUGAUAAACUUAAAACAGGCUUAGAUGUUAAUUUGAAAUUUGAUGGUGUAGAUAAAUUUGAAUAUACACGUGAAUGUAUUGUAUUUGAUUUACUUAAUAUUCAAUUAUUCCAUGGAUGGGUUAUUGAUCCACAAGAUAUAGAAUUACGAACGAUCGUAACUGCAGAUGCACCAAGUUAUAAUCAAUUAGUUGAAAAAAUGAUUCGACAACGACAUUCCGAGCGAGAAGAACUUGUUCGAGAAAUUAAUUUACUUUUUCUUCUUAAAAAAUGGGUUUAA
Rotaria sordida is the source of this 759-nucleotide messenger RNA. The record is from the annotation of a GenBank genome assembly. Lineage: Eukaryota; Metazoa; Rotifera; Eurotatoria; Philodinida; Philodinidae.